Messenger RNA from Aethalodelphis obliquidens (Pacific white-sided dolphin), 2265 nucleotides. It is a transcript of the gene EPO, whose product is annotated as erythropoietin. Gene Ontology annotation, biological process: erythropoietin-mediated signaling pathway; positive regulation of cell population proliferation; positive regulation of Ras protein signal transduction. Gene Ontology annotation, molecular function: cytokine activity; erythropoietin receptor binding; hormone activity. The record is from RefSeq and is a predicted model, not a curated record. Gene Ontology annotation, cellular component: extracellular region. NCBI's taxonomy places the organism in Eukaryota, Metazoa, Chordata, Mammalia, Artiodactyla, Delphinidae. The transcript is spliced from 5 exons. Bases 250 to 828 code for a protein of 192 amino acids.
CCGCCGCCGCAGUUCCCCGGGCCAACAGUCCCCGGGCCAACCCCGGCCGGCCGCCUCGCCGCGCCGUCCUCCGGACCCUGGCCCCGGGCCCUGCGCGCUCUGCCCCGACCCCGGCUCGGCGCCCCGGACGGCGGCCCCCUCCUUCGGGCGGCGGGGUGGCUCUGCCCCGCCGAGCUUCCCGGGAUGCGGGCCCCCGGCGCGGGCACCCGCCGAGCCCCAGGUCGCUGAGGGGCCGGGCGAGGCGCGGAGAUGGGGGUGCGCGAAUGUCUUCUGCUGCUUCUGCUGUCCUUGCUGCUGCUUCCUCUGGGCCUCCCAGUCCUGGGCGCCCCCCCACACCUCAUCUGUGACAGCCGAGUCCUGGAGAGGUACAUCCUGGAGGCCAGGGAGGCCGAAAAUGCCACGCUGGGCUGUGCUGAGGGCUGCAGCUUCAGUGAGAACAUCACUGUCCCGGACACCAAGGUUAACUUCUAUGCUUGGAAGAGGAUGGAGGUCCAGCAGCAGGCUGUGGAAGUCUGGCAGGGCCUGGCCCUGCUCUCAGAAGCCAUCCUGCAGGGCCAGGCCCUGUUGGCCAACUCGUCCCAGACAUCCGAGGCCCUGCAGCUGCACGUGGACAAAGCUGUUAGCGGCCUGCGAAGUCUCACCUCCCUGCUUCGGGCACUGGGAGCCCAGAAGGGAGCCGUCCCCCUUCCAAACGCAGCCUCCUCUGCAGCCCCGCUCCGAACGUUCACUGUUGAUACUCUGUGCAAACUUUUCCGAAUCUACUCCAAUUUCCUGCGGGGAAAGCUGACGCUGUACACAGGGGAGGCCUGCAGGAGAGGGGACAGGUGACCCGGUGCUCCCACCCCGGGCACGUCCACCACCUCGCUCACCACCACUGCCUGUGCCACGCCUUCUGCACCUCCACUCCCAACCCCUGUCGAUGGGCCAUCAGCUCAGCGCCAGACUGUCCCACGGACACUCCAGGGCCAGCGGUGAUAUCUCAGGGGCUAGAGGAACUGUUCAGAGCUCAACUCAGAUCUAAGGAUGUCACAGGGUCAGCCUGAGUCUCCAAAGCAGGAGGAAUUCAGAGAGUUCAACUUAAACUUGGGGACAGCGCCAUGCCGGGGAGACACUGAUACUCAUCUCAGUGCCUUGCAGAACUGCGAUGCUGCGUGAUGCUGGGACAAGCUGGACGGCAAAUAAUUCCUUUUGCACCUAGCAAGCAGGGACAGGACGGACUGGAGAAUUUAGGGGGCAAGCCAUGAAUUCUCCGGGUCUCAUGGGGACUCCGUGACAGCAGAGCCCGCUGGAUAAGGAGGGUGGUGGGAGCCGUGAAGAUGGGAUGGGGGCUGCUCCCGGCUCUCACUGGGUCCAAGUCUUGUGUAUUUUUCAAUCUCACUGGCAAGAACUGAAACCGCAACCUGGCUCUUGGCUUUUCUGUUUUCCCGGGAGACCCCUACUUCCCUGGCUCUGCCCCCAUCCUGGCAGCAGGCUGCAGGUCCGGGAAACCAGAGGUGGAGGGGGCCGGGCCCUACGUGCUGCCUCGCAUGGCCCGUCUGACCUGUUGACCCCACUGGGCCUGAGGCCACAAGCUCUGCCCGCGCUGGUCAAUAACGUGGCUCCAUUCAAGGCUAGUCCUCAGUAGGCAUCUGGCCCAGGAUAAGUCUUUUUUUUUUUUUUGGCUGAAUCGCACGGCUUGUGGGAUCUUAGUUCCCCAACCAGGGAUGGAACCUGGGCCCCGGCAGUGAGAGCACGGAAUCCUAACCACUGGACCGCCAGGGAAGUCCCCAGGCUGAUGUCUUUAGUGAGCCUCGGCUGCUGGCAAGGACACAGGAGCCAGCAGGAGGGGCCCCUUUGGGGGCUGGCGGCAGCUGCCCGUGCUCCCUGCUGGACCCUCUUCUCUGUGGCCGCUUCUUCUAAUGCCACAAGCCCAGCACCAGCCUUUGCCACCUCAGCACACAAGCCCCCUCUAAAUCCAGUGGCACUUUCCUUGCCUGGGGAUGGUUACCAUGAAUGCUUUACCCUGAAACUUGCCAAAGGGGCAGUAGUAGAGUGGGGUACAGUGGGAGCCAACUUCCCAGACAACCAUCUCGUUGAUCAAUCACUCUGCCCAGAGCUACUGCAGGUAGUUCACUUAUGUGACCUCAUUUUACUCCUCACACAGCCCUGGGAGAAUGGCCCUGCAGUCAUUCCCAUGGUACAGAUGAAGAAGUAAAGUACCUUGCCCGAGGCCAAGAUGACAGGAUCCCCCAUCCUCCCAGCACUCAGCCCCUUCCCUCUUCUUCU